AUUUUAAAAUAGUCUUCUAGUCUAGGAAUUUUCUUGUCUGAUUUGCCUCAGACUUUCCAGAAAAAUUCUACCUUGGCUUGAAGUUUGCACCUGGGAAAGUUCAAGGAAAUCUGUUUAGCUUUUGCUCUAUGAGGAAGGGAUUCUGCCAAAAUUAAGUUUUUUAUGAAAGGCUACUGGAAGUACAGAUAGACUAGUUUUGUCAUUACUAGGCAAUAUUAGUGUACAAUCAGUCUCAUGAAGAAAAAAUAUGACUAAAUGGAUUUUAUAUUCCUUAUAAAAAUGAUUUUUUUGUUUCUUCUUUGGCUGCUCAGGGUAGAAUGCUCACUGCUAAUCCAUUAUGUUUAAUUUUGUGAGUCACUUCUUGUGUGCACAUUUCCUGUACAUCUUGAACAAAACCAUGCAAAAAGAUGAGCAAAGAAUUAGGAGAAAAUUAUAAAUGGAUCCAUGUGACUGCCUUUUCUACAGAUAUUUCUUUUUCUUCCCUUACUUGAGAAGUUGAGAGGGAAUGCAGGGCCAUGCAGUGUUUGUUAAAGCUGAUGGAAUAUCUUUCUCCCUCUGGGUAUUUCUUUAAUCAAUGUUUCUUUAUACCAUUAGGUCAUCUCCUCUUUUUUUCAUGUUUUUUUUUUCUUUUUUUUCUGAAGAAGCCUUGUUUUGUACAUUUCCGUACAUCUUGACGUUUAUUCUCAGAAUUAUGGCCUGAUCACUUCCUCUCUUUUCCUCAAAAUUUCUCUCGUUUUUAUCUAUUUUAAGUGCCAGAGCACAAAGAUAACCCCAUCAUAGUUCUCUCAUUUUCCCCAGCAGUUCCCCCCCGCCUCUCCCCCGGCCUUUCCCUCCCUGCAAUGAAAAAAAUGAAAGGUCUCAUGGUCUUACAGAUUUUCUUUAUGCUUAUUUUGGCCUACUUGCAACCCAAAUACAUCAUCACGCUAUAAGACGGCUCUCUAAGGCUCUUGGAUCAAUUAAAGGUAGCCCUAUUCAUUGCCAGUACAAACCUUUGCCUAUUAACUCCUUCAAAGGGCAUUUGUCAUCUCAAAAAGCUGUGAAUGCCGUCUGGGUACAUUGAUUAAAAACAGGUAUUGUUUUAAGGCUGCUGAAUAUCUUAAUUAGUUGUAAUCAGAGGGUAGCUUGUGUCUGUGAAGUGAUACAGUUACCUUUCACCCACUAGCUUUAUUUUCUGUGGUUUUAAAAGGGAGAAAAUAAAAAUAAAUCUCAAAUGUACCUCAAGAAUACUGUUUUUAGGGUACGAGAGGAGCGCACUUGCUGAUCAAACUGUAAUUUAUGACAUUAUUUUGCAAAGGCAAAUAUUGAAUGUGGUAACCCAGAAUGCAUCUCGUUGGCCUACGACCAGCCAAGAGCGGGUAAGUGGAGCUGCUCGCUGCCAGCAGUCAUCCUCCUUUUCUUCCCUCAGAAAUCCAGGGUCUGUGUCCUGGAAAUGGAGAAAUCUACCCCAGUUCUUCAAGUGCUUGCACGUGUGCUGAGCUUGAGCCCGUGAAUCAUCCAUUAAUGCAGGGCAUGCACAGCCCUGUUUGGCGCAUCAAGGUAGAACAAGGUAACAUUUUUUCAGAUCAGUGGUUCAUUUUUGCCAUAAUUGUCUCAAAUGAAUGCGUCCUAAAGCUCUGGCAAGUAGUUUUAGCUGGCAAAAUGUCUUGCUCUGCUGUUCACUGAAUCAAAGCAUUUCUUUCAGUAGUUAAUCGUAAAAAUUCAUUUUUUAUCUAAGGAGAGACCCUUUUGAAAAUGAAAAUCAAUACUUUUUUCUUCCUUGGACCUCGUGAAAAGUUUUGUUGGUGCAUAUUACUUUCUUGGUUUAUUUUUCUGAGAAAGCAACACAGUUUAUAUUUCAUUUAAAUGCAUUUUGCUAAAAUAAAAUGGUUUUUUUCUGUACAUCUAAUGGAGGCAUCAGGGUAUAGGCAGAACCCUUCCAGUCAUGUCUUGAUGGUACAGCAAUGGCUUUCAUCCUUUGCCCCCUGCUCUCUGGAGAUGCAUUUCCAGAGGAGAUGAUUUGGGGAUAUAUGUGCUUUUCUUUCUAUAUUUGUGCAAAUAUCUUCUUACAGGUCAGAAAAAAACACUUGACCAAAAAAAAUCUGAGUCACACUUGGUAAAAUGUGUGCUUUUGUGCUUGAUUAAGAUGCUUAUAGUAAUAAUGGUAAAUAGAAUUGUUUCAUUGUGGGAAAGGAAGGGGACACAAAUGGUGUUUUACAGGGAGUCCCCCUUUACCUGGGACAAAAAUUCUUUAGAAAACACCUAACUCACUAACCACGUGUAUCAAACUGCUGGUGCAGUUUGGUCACCUGGAAAGCAGGGCAGUGCCAUGGCUGGGAACCGGCAGACAAACAAAUCCCCAACACUCACACUCAACCUGUGGCUUACUUGGUGAAUUUUAUUACAGGAAAUCCAGGCACAGAUUCUCAAGGUAACGUGGCAAAGUCAUGUAAAUGCAAGUGGUGCUGUGCUCAGCCUCUUAUUUUCCAGUGGAUAAGUGUGCUGGACAAUGGAUGGCUGGAAGUUAGAAUAUGUUUAUGAUUUACCUAUUUUUUUUUUUUCAGAAGCCACGCUCUUGUAUCACUGGACAGUUUCACUCUACAUGUCUAGAUUCAGCAAGAAGUACUUCAUCUCUCUUUUUUUUUAAAUUUUAUUUUUACUGAAACGCUUCAGAAAAUCUAGUUCUGUCUUCAAAUCACUGUAUAGACAAGAAGCUAUCAGAAUCUCUGUUUCACAGGUCAUGUUCUAAUCACAUUCCUAGGAAGAAAUUCCUGUAAGUGAAAGGGAACCAAAAUAUCUACUGCUAAGUAUGGCCACAUCCAGCAGCAUAUGGAGGUGAUCAUGGAAUGGCAGCUCCAUAACUGCAGAGGUCUCAUCAAGUCUGUAUUUUGAAAUACGGAUAUCUUCAGGUAAUGACUUUUAAGACUGAUUUAUAAGUUUUUGCUUCAUUUUCUCCUAACCCUUUCCCCUCACUUUCAUUAUGUUGUUGUUUUUUUUUUUUCCCUGCAAUCUGUGCCCUUUCUUUUGCAAUUGAAUUUUGGUUUUGACUGCGAGGCCUUUGAGGAUGAGCUGGAGUUUUACAAAUACUUCUGGUUUUAUGGACACUGAAAUUAGUCUUGAGGGAAGAAAUAUGUAAUAAAUGUGGUAACUUAUUUCUGUCCUUGUUUUUCUUGGUCGUGGAAACGGGCAUGUUGAACCGACUGUGGUGGGAUUCUGCUGGGGAUUUUCCAGUAGAAAAGCAGUGGGGCAGGUGUUGACUUUGCUUUGGCUCCAUGCAACAUGGAACGAUCUUGAUAUGUGCGUGUUAUCACAACUUAUUUGAAGCAGGAGUUGGCUUUGAAUGUCAGGUUUUGUCCUCUAAAGCUGUGAAGACCUUGAUCUGGCUCUUUUGAACUGGCAUUUUGUUUCCAGUGUGAUGUGGAAUGCUUGUUCAGGAGAUUUCACAUAUGCAAACUGGAGCAAGGUGCCUUUUUGACUCUGAUAACUCUAGAAGGCACAUGAUUCUGAGGGAUAAGUGCUGGUCUUGAAUUUUUCUUUUUCUCUUAACAAAGAACUGGGAACUUCUUGUUAGCCAUGCCAACUACUGCAACUAUUUGCUGUUUUCAUUUGUAACAUAUCCUGAGUUUUGAAUGCGUGGCAAAAUGCAGUAAGUAAAAUAUUCUAUUUUUUAAUUUUAAUUUAUUAAUGUUUUGGGAUAUAUUUCAAACUGAUGGCAACAGGGGGUGUUUUGUGAUUGAUUAUUGUUGUAUUCUCUGCUUUGUCACGUGUAGCUACACUUGAUAUUUUGAAAUUUUAGGAAUGUAGCGAUAUUUUAGGAGAUAGACUGCUUUGUAGGGGAACUGGAAAAUUAGAUGUGAAACCUGUUGCCUUACAUUUUAAAGUCAACAAAACUGCAUAAUACAUAAUUAUUUUUGCCAAACUACCCUUCAAUGGGCACUGAUUACCAGGAUAAUUAAUUAUGUACUAAUUUUAAAAAAAAUACGGAAUUUUAAAAAUAGUUCCAAAUUAGAGGAUUUUUUAAUAAAUAGUUGUAACAGAACAGGGUAAUAAUGUCGGUUAUGUGAUGAAAACAUAUGUUAGUAAUAAAAUAUCAUCCAUCAGGAAUACUGUUCUAUCAUGCCAUUGCUCUCUAGGGAGAUGACUAGUUGAGAAGUGAUUUUAACAAAAUAAACUCUGAACAGAGAGGAUGCUUUUAUUGGUGAUACGACACACGUUCUUCCAAAAGGCAAAUCAUUAAAAAAACGGUGCCAGGAACAUCUGUUGUGUGAAAAAGUAAAACUUUGGAAAAUCCAAAUAGUGAUUAUCGAUAUAUAGGCUUUGCAUAGUGCUUUUCCUCGCUCGUUCCCAAAAGGCUUUACAAAGAAAGGAAGAACGACCAUCCAUGUUAAACUGCCUUUUCCCAAACCCGGCCGCGCCAGUUUUCAUCUGGCAUGUAGAUUCGUCCUGCUUGUGCUGUGCCACGGAUUUUCUGUGGGAGGAAAUCUGCCCUAAGAAGCGAAAUCCAAGCAGGAAAGCGCUGUCCUUCCAUGCCCAGCAGCAUUCCUCCGUGUGAACAGACGCAGCCCCGCCAGGGAGUGCCAAGCCGACAGCCGUGGCAUGCGGAGCUGCCAUUCCCCGGCUUUGUGUGAGCCUGUCCCCAGCCUGUCCCGGUGCCAGGCGCCAGGGAUGUGCUCUUUCUGUUCCGCCUUUGACACCUCUCAGGCAACACAGGGCUGAGAAGCACUUGUGAGCCCCGGGGAGGAGGCACCUGUUCACUUGGCACCGGGAUGAACCCCCCAGUUCAUUCCUCACGUGCCCUUAAGUAGCCGCCGGGCUUGUGUCUGCGGAUGGAUUGGGCUGGAGCUGGUGGCCAGGGCAUGGGAUGUGCUGGAUUACGUGACAGCCCCACUAGCUCACGUGGGAAUUGGUUAAAAUCCUGCUGGUGGUUUCCAGCAAUCCAGCAGGAUUGCACCGGGGGGAAGGAAGAUGGUUGUCACCAAAGAUGAACUUUCAGGUGCAUCCAGUGACAUCCAUCCAGGUGGACAGAUAUUUUUUGUGGAUAAAGGCAGAUGUCAUUGCCUCAACCAGUACAUUUACUAUUUUAUGUUAUUAGCUAAUUAUGUAUUACUAUUAUAAUUAUUGUGUUACUGGCUGAUGUUAUUAGCUGUUAUUUUACAGCUGCAAAGUGAGCCAGCUGCCCAAGUGUGUAUGUAAUGUAGAGCCCCUGGCUGGAGCUGACAGUGGUUGUGUUGUAGCAGGUAGUCACUGAACAGUUUGUCAAACUGUUUUUCCUGCUGAAAUCCUCUUCAGGUGAGAUGAUGAUUUCCUUCUUCUCCUCUGUGUGGAUGUCGGUCUCAUAAAAAAGAAACAGGUUAGAGAACCAGCUGUCAGGAAUGGCGUAGUUGAUCUUGCUUUAGGGCAAGCUGACAGACCUCUUGGGUCCAUUUCAUCCUUUUUCCUGUGACUGUAGGUGGCCCCAGUAACAUAUAUAUGUGUAUAUAUGUUUGUUCUCUCCAGCCUGCUGCAUUUUUUCAGCAAACAUCUUUGCUAGUUGAAAGGAGCAGUCCCUUUAAACUCAGCGUCUUUUGAGAUCCGUAGGUAUAAAAAAGACGCUCAUUGUUCAGUGUACAUCCACAAAGAUUCCUUCUUAAUCCUGACUGUGUGUACCCAUCCCUUGGUUGAGCCUUCCUGUGCAGAGGAAUUUGAGUGGAUUCACAUUCCUUCAUAAAUGCAUGUAGGGUAAUGCAUCAGACUUUCUUUCCCUCUAAGCAUUCUGAUCAGUUCUGACACUUUCCAACUCCAUUAAAAAAUCCAUGUGGCAGGUGAGAGAACCCAUUAGUGCAAAGAAACUCCUGAAACCCCUCAGAGUAUUUGCUUUGCUGUGCCUUUUAACUGUUUACAAAGCCCAGGGCUUUGCUUCUGAUACACAGUCAAUAAAAGGGAACAGGCUAUUUUUAUUUUUAAUUGCAACGUAAAUGUAUGUGUUAGCCUUGUAGAAGGCAAUGUGUUGACUCUCAUGAGGUUACCCCAAUCAAGGACAAAUUUGACCAGAAAAUGGCACUUUGAGAGAAUAUUGGCAGUCAGUAUUUUGGUAUGACAUUUGGUUUAAUGCAGAAUUUUUGAAAAUCAGGGAAGCAGCCAGGCUAUUGCUUGGACCACAUCCAAGUCCUUUCACUUACUGCUGAUCCUUCCCUUUUCUGCCUUCACAGCUCUACUUGUCCAGGCCCAGGCAAGGAAUUGCUUAAACAUCUAUAAAAGUUCCUUGUUUUCUUCUUGAACUGGAUCCUGGAGUUGUACUAGUUCUGACGAGGCCUUGGCAUCUACAAGGACCUCAAGGCGGAAAGUGCGGUUUCUGGGGAAAGGAGCUUGCUGGUGGAGUAAGUUUGAAAAGAUCGUAGCAGUUCCAGUAAUUACUCAUUUCAUCAACCUAUCUAUAUUUAAAGGGGAAAAUAAAAAAAAAAACCCACGCUCCUCCAGUGUUGUUUCCUGCAAAGACCAUUCUUAAGAGCUCGUUGGACAGCGCAGGACUCUUGAAGUGAUAGCUAAUUGGUGAAAGAAAGGCCCUGAUUGUCUUGAGGGAGCUGGAAAGUGCUGCGUGUGCUGCUGAAAGGGACUAGGGAGAAGGUGCCUGGUUUCGCUGAGCAGCUGCUGCUGGAGAUGUUUGGAGAUUACAUCAGCAUUGGAAAAAAGGGGCAAAAAAAAAAAAGAAAAGUCCAACUUCACAGAGACGGAGUUUAUGGAGGUUCCCCCCCCCCCCUUCCAAAGGUCUUCUGACAAUACUGUCAUUGUCAAUAUAAGAGUUGUUAAUUCUUUAUGAAUAGCACAUGGGGCCUCUUGACUAAAUAGUACGUUACAUGUCCCAAAUCUGUCAGCUGGACUCUUCUCUCACAUGCUAGUGAGAUCACUUUGAUUGGAAUGUUAGAGGAAUUGCUGGGCUGGCCGUGCAGAACUGAAUACUGCAUUAUAUAAUUAGAUCUCCCAGAGUAUUUUUUUUCACAUUACCUCAUUAUUCUAGCUUAAAUAUGGAAUCGGCCCUUUUGAUGAUUUUGCUGGUUAUAAUUAUAUUAAUACGAUUCAUUUUGUGGUCCUGCCUUAGUGCUUAUAUAGAUUAUAAGCUGUCCCGAAGGUUUCCUGACACAAGGAAAGAGGACUGAGAGACUUCAAAAGGCUUCUUCAGAUUUGAAUUGACAAUGGGGAGAACUGGAUAAGGUAAAUGGAGCUAGAGCAGCUCUUACCUUGGGAUCUGAUGAGAGAGAAAUGACGUGUCGAGACUGCAACCGAGUGAAGAUCCUUCAGAAAGCCACGUGCUGACAGAGGGGAAGGAGUGACAACUGACUGAGUCAAAUGACUUCCUCUCCAGCUUGGGCAUGGAUUUAUUGUUGGGAACAGACUUGUGGACUUUUGCCAAUUAAAUGAUUUGAACAAGCUGGGGGGAAUCCUAUUGCUGGGCAGUCCAAGAGUGCCAGUGGCCCAGCCUUGAUACGUGAGAUGUGGUGUGUGGUGCCUGCUGGACAAACUGAUGCUCUGCACAUUCAGGUGUCAGCUGGCAGGAGUGAGUUCUGACACCAAAGCCCUGCAAGGUACCUUCAUUUCCAGCCUUAAAUAAAGACCUUACUAGAGCAUGGAAGGAUUUGACUACGUGUCCAAGGCCAUAGUGACUUAGGAUUUUUUGGUUAACUUACCUUGCAAAAGGAGGUAAACUGUUCCAAGUGAACUGUCUCCUUUUAGAUGGCAGUUAUACUAAGCCAAACAUCCUAUAUCUUACCACAUACCCAACUCAAUUUGACAUCUGCUUUUAAGAACUGAAUUUUCUACUGUAAAAAUAGAAAGACUGUAUUGCUUUGCCUGAGGCCCAGUCACCUUUCUUUUAAAAAAAAAUAAAAAUAAAAAGUUUUUUUUAGUUGAUAAAUUUCUAUGUCAUGUAAAAGUGAAGGUUGCCACUUUGUGUACUUAAUUCUGUAUCUCUUGGUAGCUCACAUGGUGAUGUCAGAGUUCAGCUACAGUAUUCCCAUCCAAAUUUUCUGGCCCAUUCACGUCUCUCACCUUCCUACAGUCUCGUCAUUAAUAACUGUUAAUCAGCCCUUAUCAUUUUGUGUUCUGAAGCCUCCUAAAACUCAGAUGGGAGAGCUGGGCUGUGCUUAUGCAGCAGAACAGGGUAAAUGUCAGGUCUAUUGAUUUCAGCCUCAGAUUUUAUUUAUGGUGGAUGGCCAAUGUACUAAACAGCCUGCAAUGCCUGAAAUGCAUGUCAUUGACUUGAAAUCCAGCCAGAUGACAAUAAAUUAAAUGUAGAUGGAACUA
Molecule: messenger RNA, 8253 nt
Organism: Pipra filicauda (Wire-tailed manakin)
Lineage: Eukaryota; Metazoa; Chordata; Aves; Passeriformes; Pipridae
Gene: SMIM38
Product: small integral membrane protein 38
Exons: 4
Coding region: 6978-7109 (43 amino acids)
Source: RefSeq, a predicted model, not a curated record